CUCGGGCGGAGACUCCGGGCGUCGUGUAUAAGGUCUGAGCGGGGCCGCCCCACGCCAGACGCGUUCUUCCAACGCCCGUGGACUCGCUGCUGCCGUCGCUGUCGGGGUGUUCGGGUCCCAGAUCGAGUGUGUCGUACAGCCCGCGGCCGGCGUUAACGAUGGAGCCCCUCACCGUGAAAGCCUACCUGAUGGGCAAGGAGGACGCGGCCCGGGAGAUCCGCCGCUUCACCAUGGAGCCGCUCGACGGCCCGGGCCGCUGCGACCAGCUGCUCCGGCGCGUCGCCGAAGUGUUCCCGGCGCUGCGGCCCGCCGGCUUCCAGGCGUACUACCGCGAUGAAGAUGGGGACCUGAUCGCCUUCUCCAGUGAUGAUGAGCUGAGCAUGGGGAUGCGCUACAUUAAAGACAACCUCUUCCGCAUUUACAUUAAAGAAAAGAAGGAAUGUAAGCGAGAGCAUCGGGACCAUCGUCCCCCCUGUGCCCAGGAGAUUCCCGUGGACAUGGUGCAUCCCAACGUCAUUUGUGAUGGCUGCAAUGGGCCAGUGGUGGGUAGUCGCUUCAAGUGUACCAUCUGCCCUGACUAUGACCUCUGCAGCACCUGCGAGGGCAAAGGUCUUCACAAAGAGCAUAACAUGAUUGUGUUUCAGAAUCCCUUCAACCCCCACCUGCCUGAGUGGAUGUCCCGCCGACGUUGGUUUCAGAAGAUGAGACAUGGGCCUUUCCCCCCUUUUGGGUGGAUGCCAGGCUGGGGAUUCCCUCCUCACAUGCAUCAUCAUCCUCCACAGGCAGAAGCUUGUGGGACUCCCCCCAAUCCAGGAGCGGAACAAGCUAGUACCAGUACACAGCAGGAUCCCAAUGUUACCUUCCUGCAGAAUGUAGGUGAAAGUGUGGCGGCUGCCCUUAGCCCUCUGGGUAUUGAUGUUGACAUCGAUGUAGAGCACGGUGGAAAGAGAAGCAAGGUGACUCCACCCUUCUCCCAGUCCAACAGUGAGGACAAGGGCAGUCCUCAGCCAGGCACCUCCUCAUCCAGCCAGAGCCAAACAGACCCCCAGAGCGCCGAGAUGGAAAUGGCGGCCCUCUCUGAGCAGAUGGAGAAGGUGAUUGUAGAGUCUUCCAUGCAAGUGGAUGAGAGCCCAACAGCCCAAGAACAGGCAGAGACUGGUUCGGGAGGAGAUGAUGACUGGACUCACUUGUCUUCGAAAGAAGUGGAUCCUUCCACAGGUGAACUUCAGUCCCUACAAAUGCCAGAAACAGGUGGUUCAAACUCCAUGGACCAUUCUCAGGAGGGACCCACAGGGCUCAGGGAAGCUGCCUUAUACCCACAUCUUCCACCAGAAGCAGACCCAUGUUUGAUCGAAUCCCUCUCGCAGAUGCUGUCCAUGGGCUUCUCUGAUGAGGGCGGCUGGCUCACCAGACUCCUGCAGACCAAGAACUAUGACAUCGGGGCCGCUCUCGAUGCCAUCCAGUAUUCCAAGCACCCUCCUCAUCCAUAAGAGAGUUCCCGCUCUGAGAACUCCCUCACCUCACUUUUCUGUCCCGUAACCGCACUGACCCGUCUCAGUCCCAGCUUCUGUGGAAAUUAAGCUCAUCUUUGCGAAAGUUCUUAGUUCUGUGUUGUCAUGUUGGAAACCAUAUCAGUUCACUUUUUGCUUAGGCUUGUUAGCACCAGCGCACCUCCCACCAUCGUGCCAUUGUUUCAAGGGGGGAGGCAGGAAACAAAGGAUGACCUAGCUCACCUCAGGCAUCCCUUCACCAUUUUGUGAAGGAACAAUAUUGUAAAGAGGAGGGAGGAGGGCAUGAAGGCAAAGUAAAGGGCAGGUUUCCCUAGUGCUUUGUUUCCAUGUUCCCUUAAUCUGGUGCAAGAGAGCUCAUGUUCAUGUUGGUUGUCUUAAAAUUAAGUGGUGUUACUUUGCACCUCUGUAAUCGUUUCUGCAACUUGUGAAGAACUAAUGUUGCUUUCUUCUGGUGGAAAAAAUUGCUGUAUCCAUUGCCAUUCAUUCAAUAAACAUUUAUUCAGCCUUUA
Messenger RNA from Trichosurus vulpecula (common brushtail), 2020 nucleotides. It is a transcript of the gene SQSTM1, whose product is annotated as sequestosome 1. Bases 159 to 1490 code for a protein of 443 amino acids. Gene Ontology annotation, molecular function: K63-linked polyubiquitin modification-dependent protein binding; zinc ion binding; protein kinase C binding. Gene Ontology annotation, biological process: endosome organization; aggrephagy; mitophagy. Lineage: Eukaryota; Metazoa; Chordata; Mammalia; Diprotodontia; Phalangeridae. The record is from RefSeq and is a predicted model, not a curated record. The transcript is spliced from 8 exons. Gene Ontology annotation, cellular component: aggresome; amphisome.